CUGAUCGAGGAGAAGUCUGUGCUGGCUGACCAGCUGCAGGCCGAGGCGGAGCUGUUUGCGGAGGCGGAGGAGAUGAGGGCGCGGUUGGCCAGUCGGAAGCAGGAGCUCGAGGAGGUGCUGGGUGAGAUGGAGACUCGAUUGGAGGAAGAGGAGGAGAGAGGCACGCAGUUGACCAAUGAGAAGAAGAAGAUGCAGCAGAAUGUUCAGGACCUGGAGGAGCAGCUAGAAGAGGAGGAAAGUGCACGACAGCGCCUCCUGCUGGAGAAGGUUACCUUGGAGACCAAAGUGAAGAGUCUUGAAACGGACAUGAUGACUACAGUGGAGCAGAGAGACCGACUCAGCAAGGAGAAGAAACAGUUUGAAGAGCGUCUGAGUGAGGUGACCGAUCAGCUGACUGAGGAAGAGGAGAAAACUAAAAGUCUCAACAAACUUAAGAACAAACAGGAGGCCGUCAUCGCUGACCUGGAGGAGCGCCUGAAGCGUGAGGAGCAGGGUCGCUUGGAGCAGGAGAAGUUUAAGAGGAGGAUGGAGAACGACUCGGUGGAAACCCAGGAGCAGCUCUCAGACCUGGGCAUGCUGUCCGCCGAGCUGAGGGGCAGUCUGGCUCAGAAGGAGAAGGAGAUCACCACCCUGCAGGGCCGGUUGGAGGAAGAAGGAGCUCGUCGUGCUGAAGCUCAGAGGUCGCUGAGAGAGGCCAUGUCCCAGGUGUCUGAGCUGAAGGAGGAAGUGGAGAAUGAGCGAGGGAUGAGGGAGCGGGCGGAGAAACAGAGGAGAGAUUUAGGGGAGGAGCUGGAGGCUUUGAGAACCGAGCUGGAGGACACACUGGACACCACAGCUGCCCAGCAAGAGCUCAGGUCUCGUCGGGAGGCGGAGUUAAAUGAUCUCCAGCGGUGUGUGGAAGACGGGGCUCGCCGCCACGAGGGCCAGCUCUCAGAACUCAGAGUCAAACACAGCGGUGCCAUCGACAACCUUCAGGAACAGCUGGACAACAGCAAGAGAGCACGUCAGUCCUUUGAGAAGGCCAAAUCAGUGCUGGAGGAAGAGAGGCUGAAUUUGAGCUCGGAACUUAAGAGCCUCCAAGCGAGCCGCACGGAGAGCGAGAGAGGUCGUAAGAGGGCCGAGGGUCAGCUGCAGGAGGUCGGCGCCCGCCUGGCUCAGGCCGACAGAGAGCGGGACGAGAAGGAAGAGAAAGUGCACAAGCUGCAGUGUGAGCUUGAGACUCUCGGCGGCAGUGUGUCCUCCUCUGACACCAAAUCCCUUCGGCUGGCCAAAGAGGUCAGCAGCCUGGAGAGCCAGCUGAAUGAUGCCAAGGAACAACUGCAGGAUGAAAGUCGUCAAAAGAUGGCUCACAGCUCGAGGGUACGAGCGCUGGAGGAGGAAAAGAACGGACUGAUGGAGAGACAGGAGGAAGAGGAGGAGAGAGCCAAAGAGUUAACCCGGCAGAUUCAGACCCAUGCCCAGCAGCUGGCAGAGCUCCGUAAGCAGUCGGAGGAGGUGAACACGGCCGUGGAAGGCGGAGAGGAGACGCGCAGGAAACUCCAGAGAGAGCUGGACAGCGCCGUCGCAAAGGAGCUGCAGAAGGAGGAGGAGAAGGAGAGGGUGGAGCGGCAGAGGGAGCGACUGAGGGAGGAGAUCGAGGACAUGACCCUCGCCCUGCAGAGAGAGAGGCAGAACUGCACGGCCCUGGAGAAGAGGCAGAAGAAGUUUGACCAGUGUCUGGCCGAGGAGAAGGCGGUGAGCGCUCGGCUGGCAGAGGAAAAGGACCGAGCAGAAGCAGACAGCCGAGAGAAAGAGACCAGACACAUGGCACUUUCCCGAGCCCUGCAGGAGGCCCAGGAAGGAAAGGAAGAGCUAGAGAGGGCCAACAAGCAGCUCCGUCUGGAAAUGGAACAGCUUGUUAACCAGCAGGACGACGUCGGCAAGAGUGUCCAUGAGCUGGAGCGCAGCCGCAGGAGCUUAGAAGCUGAAGCACAGAACCUGCGAAUACAGACGCAGGAGCUGGAAGAGGAGCUGACGGAGGCGGAGAACUCCAGGCUGAGGCUGGAGGUCAACCUGCAGGCGCUCAAGGCCCAGUUUGAGAGGGAGAUCGGCACCAACGAGGAGAAGGGAGAGGAGAAGAGGAGGGCACUGAGCAAACAGGUGAGGGAGCUGGAGAUCCAGCUGGAGGAGGAGAAGAGUCAGAGGUCUGGGGCUGUGUUGUCCAAGAAGCAGCUGGAAGCAGAGCUGCAGGAUGCGGAGGCCACGGUGGAGACCACCACCCGCGGAAAAGAGGACGCUAUGAAGCAGCUACGGAGGCUGCAGGGUCAAAUGAAGGAAGUUCUGCGCGAGCUAGAUGAGAGCAAGUUGUCCCGGGAAGAGGUGAUGACUCAGUCCAAGGACAACGAAAAGAGGAUCCAAACUCUGGAAGCAGAGGUCCUGCAGUUCACUGAGGAGCUCUCUGUAUCAGACAGGCAGAAGAGACAGGCUCAGCAGGAGAGAGACGAGAUGGCCGAUGAGAUGGUCAACAGCAGCUCUGGAAAGAAUGUGCUGUUUGAAGAGAAGCGGAGGUUAGAUGCACGAGUCAGUCAGCUGGAGGAGGAGCUGGAGGAGGAGCAGAGUAACGCUGAGCUGAUGUCAGAGAGACAGAGGAAGAAUGCUCUACAG
Messenger RNA from Notothenia coriiceps (black rockcod), 2643 nucleotides. RefSeq names its product myosin-9-like. Lineage: Eukaryota; Metazoa; Chordata; Actinopteri; Perciformes; Nototheniidae. The transcript has 17 exons. Gene Ontology annotation, molecular function: microfilament motor activity; actin filament binding. The annotation marks the transcript as partial. The record is from RefSeq and is a predicted model, not a curated record. Gene Ontology annotation, biological process: actomyosin structure organization; mitotic cytokinesis; regulation of cell shape. Gene Ontology annotation, cellular component: myosin II complex; cytoplasm; myosin filament.